Molecule: messenger RNA, 2201 nt
Organism: Zingiber officinale
Lineage: Eukaryota; Viridiplantae; Streptophyta; Magnoliopsida; Zingiberales; Zingiberaceae
Product: L-type lectin-domain containing receptor kinase IX.1-like
Exons: 2
Coding region: 116-2092 (658 amino acids)
Biological process (GO): protein phosphorylation
Cellular component (GO): plasma membrane
Molecular function (GO): protein kinase activity; ATP binding; carbohydrate binding
Source: RefSeq, a predicted model, not a curated record
GCGUAUAAUACAUUUUUGCAAUUGAAGUGCUCUCUCUCUCUCUCUUUCCCUCGCUCUCCCUCUACGAAGGAGAAUCAAAGGAUAGUUAGCAACUACUUUCUGUCAAAUUUCAGCUAUGAUUCUGCACAAAGCAAGGAUUUUACCUGUUCUAUUCUUGGCAAUAGUUAUGCCAUCAGCAACCUCGUUCUCCUUCAACUUCUCUAGCUUCGAUCCAGGCUCACAGUCCAAGAUCAAGUUGGAAGGCAUGGCAGACUUUGCUGACUCUUCAAUAAUGCUCACCAGCUAUAGUGAAAGUUUGGCAGACUCUAGUAGAGCAACCUAUAAUGACCCACUCCUGCUUUGGAACCACAAAACGAACGAACUCAUUAGCUUCACCACACAAUUCUCCUUCAUCAUCAACUCCAAUGCGACGAAUCAUGCCGAUGGCUUUGCCUUCUUCCUUGCACCAUACCCUGCCAAGCUUCCCUUAUAUUCUCAAGGUGGCUACCUUGGCCUCUAUUCCAACACCACAAUCGAAGUCAAUUCAACCAGUAGUGCAGUGGCAGUGGAGUUUGACACCUUCAGCAACUAUGAAUGGGAUCCAGAAGGCGAACAUCUCGGCAUUGACAUAAACUCGAUCAAUUCUUCAAAGAGUGUUAAUUGGAGCAGCAGUAUCAAGGAACACAGAGUUGGUAAUGCACGGGUGGAUUAUGACUCCAUCACCCACAGCUUGAGCCUCUUCCUCACCUAUCCAGAGACGAAUCAAUCGCCAAGCGCCAAUUACAGCAUAAGCUACACUGUUAAUCUGAGAGAGGUCCUCCCGGAGCAUGUAGCAGUUGGGUUCUCCGCUGCCACUGGUAACUACACUGAGAUGCAUAGCAUUAUAUCAUGGUCCUUCAACUCGACUCUGCAACCAGAGAAGAACAAACACAUGGUUGUAAUCAUCAUAGGUUCUGCCAUUGGAGUGGUCUUGGUGGUUGUAUUAUGCUCGAUUACCCUCUUGAUUUGCAUCAAGAACAGGAGGAAGGAGAAUGACUUAGAGGAGGAGCACAUGGAGUGGGAUGAGGAUAUCGAUCAUGAGUUUGAGAGCCAACGAGGACCGAAGAGGUUCUCUUUCAGGGAAUUGUCACUCGCAACAGAGAGCUUCUCAGAAGAGAAGAAGCUCGGAGAGGGCGGCUUCGGGUCGGUCUAUAAAGGAUGGCUGAGUGUCUUAAAUCUCGACGUGGCCAUCAAGAGGAUUUCCAAGGGUUCGAAACAGGGGAGGAAGGAGUACAUCUCAGAGGUCAAGAUCAUCAGUCGGCUGAGACACCGGAACUUGGUGCAGCUCAUCGGGUGGUGCCACAUCAAAACCGAGUUCUUGCUGGUGUACGAGUUCAUGCCCAAUGGGAGCCUCGACUAUUACCUCUACAGCACAGCGAAGUUCUUACAGUGGCCGGCGCGGCACAGGAUUGCGAUGGGUCUGGCGUCGGCUCUCUUCUACCUAAAUGAGGAAUGGGAGCAGUGCGUGGUGCACCGCGACAUCAAACCGAGCAACGUGAUGCUCGACUCGGCGUUCAACGCCAAGCUCGGCGAUUUCGGGCUCGCGAGGCUAGUUGACCACGACGGCGACCUGCAAACCACCGAUCUGGCCGGUACGAGGGGGUACAUGGCGCCGGAGUGCUUCUACACCGGCAAGGUGAGUAAGCAAUCCGACAUAUACAGCUUCGGCAUUGUGGCGCUGGAGAUCGCGUGCGGAAGGCGGACGAUCGAGCCGAUGGAGCCGCAGAGCAAGAUGAGAUUGGUGGAUUGGGUUUGGGGUCUCUACGGGAAGGGGAAGAUCUUGGAGGCGGUGGAUGCGAGAAUGGAUGGGGACUUCGAGACGAGGCAGAUCGAGAGCUUGAUGGUGGUGGGACUGUGGUGCGCCCACCCGGACUCGUCGCUUCGGCCAUCCAUCAAGCAGGUGAUCGGCGCGCUGAGCUUCGAGGCGCCAUUGCCGGUGCUUCCGCCCAAGAAUCCGGUGCCGAGGUACUUCGCGCCGGAGGUUGAGGCAUACGCCACAGGGAAGAUUUCUUCGGUGGCGAAUUCGCCGCCGUCCGGCGAUUUCAAUCACUCGUUCGAGUUCAGUUGUCGCUAGACUCGCUUUCGAGAAGACGCACUCCUAGGAAGGAAGGGGUUGUUAUUACAUAAAGUUUAGGGGUGUACUGUAAAAAAAAGUUUUACUUAAUUUCUCUUUUUUAAUAAUU